AUGAUGAUGGCAAGGAAGCAAGAUGUCCGCAUUCCCACCUACAACAUCAGUGUGGUGGGUUUGUCCGGGACCGAGAAGGAGAAAGGCCAGUGCGGCAUCGGGAAGUCCUGCCUCUGCAAUCGGUUUGUGCGGCCGAGAGCAGACGACUUCCACUUGGACCAUACCUCCGUUCUCAGCACCAGUGACUUUGGAGGACGGGUGGUUAACAAUGACCACUUCCUGUACUGGGGAGAAGUGGUGCGCUCUCUGGAGGACUGCGUGGAAUGUAAAAUGCACGUUGUGGAACAGACAGAAUUUAUUGACGACCAGACUUUCCAGCCGCACCGCAGCACCGCCCUGCAGCCCUACAUCAAGAGGGCCGCGGCGACCAAGCUGGCCUCCGCCGAAAAGCUCAUGUACUUUUGCACCGAUCAGCUCGGCCUGGAGCAGGACUUUGAGCAGAAGCAGAUGCCCGACGGGAAACUGCUGGUGGACGGCUUUCUUCUCUGCAUCGAUGUCAGCAGAGGCAUGAACAGGAACUUUGACGAGCAGCUCAAGUUUGUCUCCAACCUCUACAAUCAACUCACCAAGACGAAAAAGCCCACGGUGGUGGUCCUGACGAAGUGCGACGAAGGGGUGGAGCGGUACAUUCGAGAUGCGCACACUUUUGUCUUCAGCAAAAAGAACCUUCAGGUGGUGGAGACCUCGGCCAGAUCCAACGUGAACGUUGACUUGGCUUUCAGCACAUUGGUGCAGCUGAUCGACAAAAGCAGGGGAAAGACUAAGAUUAUCCCGUAUUUCGAGGCUUUGAAACAACAGAGCCAACAGAUUGCUGCAGCGAAGGAUAAGUAUGAGUGGCUGGUCAGCCGUAUUGUUAAAAACCACAACGAAACUUGGUCCAACGUCUCACGAAAGAUGCAAUCCUCUCCGGAAUAUCAGGAUUAUGUCUACUUGGAAGGGACCCAGAAAGCAAAGAAACUUUUCCUGCAGCACAUCUUUCGCCUCAAGCAGGAGCAUAUCGAGCGGAGGAAAAAGAUGUACCUGGCUAUGUUGCCUCUCGCCUUUGAUGCCCUGAUCCCAAACCUGGAUGAAAUCAACCACUUGAGUUGCAUCAAAGUGGAGAAGCUGCUGGAGACCAAGCCAGACUUCUUAAAGUGGUUUGUAGUGCUGGAGGAGACGCCCUGGGAUGCCACCAGCCACAUCGACAACAUGGAGAACGACCGCAUUCCGUUUGAUGUGAUGGACACCUUGCCUGCCCAGCAGCUCUACGAGACCCACCUGGAAAAGCUGAGGAACGAGAGGAAGAGGGCAGAAAUGAGAAGGGCUUUCAAAGAGAAUCUGGAGACGUCCCCUUUCAUAACCCCUGGAAAACCUUGGGAAGAAGCUCGCAGUUUCAUCAUGAACGAGGAUUUCUACAUGUGGCUAGAAGAAUCUGUGUACAUGGACAUUUACAGUCGGCACCAGAAACAAAUUAUCGAGAAGGCCAAGGAAGACUUCCAGGAACUGCUCCUUGAGUAUUCAGAACUCUUUUAUGAGUUGGAGCUCGAUGCCAAGCCCAGCAAAGAAAAAAUGGGGGUCAUCCAGGACGUCUUGGGGGAAGAGCAGAGAUUUAAGGCGUUGCAAAAACUGCAGGCUGAACGAGACGCCCUGAUCUUGAAACAUAUUCACUUCGUCUACCAUCCCACCAAGGACACUUGUCCCAGCUGCCCGGCUUGCGUAGAUGCUAAAAUAGAGCACUUAAUAAGUUCCAGAUUUAUCAGGCCCUCGGAUCGCAAUCAGAAAAACUUGCUUUCCGAUUCCAACAUCGACCGCAUCAACUUAGUCAUUCUUGGGAAAGAUGGACUUGCCCGUGAGCUGGCCAAUGAGAUCCGAGCUCUUUGCACGAACGAUGACAAGUACGUGAUAGACGGGAAAAUGUACGAGCUCUCCUUGAGACCCAUCGAGGGUAACGUCCGGCUCCCGGUUAAUUCUUUCCAGACGCCAACCUUCCAGCCCCACGGCUGCCUCUGCCUUUAUAACUCUAAGGAAUCUUUAUCUUACGUUGUGGAGAGCAUCGAGAAGAGUAGAGAGUCCACCCUCAGCCGAAGGGACAAUCACCUAGCUCACCUUCCCCUCACCCUAAUUCUGGUGAACAAGAGAGGGGACACCAGUGGAGAAACACUACACAGUUUAAUACAGCAAGGGCAACAGAUUGCGAGUAAAUUGCAGUGCGUGUUCCUCGACCCGGCUUCCACCGGCAUAGGAUAUGGGCGCAACAUUAACGAAAAGCAGAUCAGCCAAGUCCUGAAAGGCCUGCUAGAUUCAAAGCGCAACUUAAACCUGAUGAGCUCAACCGCAAGCCUUAAAGACCUGGCCGACAUCGACCUCCGGAUCGUCAUGUGCUUGUUGUGCGGAGAUCCUUUUAACGCUGACGAUAUCCUUCUCCCCAUUCUUCAGUCCCAGUCCUGCCGGCCCUCCCCUUCUGGAAGCAGCAAUUCCGUGUUACUUGAAUACCCCGUCGGACCCCACAAGAGGCGCAUAGAACUCUCCUUGCUGUCUUUCCACUCCGCUUUUAGCAUUCGCAAAAGCUGGCUGGUCCACGGUUACAUUUUGUUCUACUCCGCCAAGCGCAAGGCAUCUCUGGCUAUGUUGCGUGCCUUUCUUUGCGAAGUGCAGGACAUUAUCCCCGUUCAGAUCGUGGCGCUCACGGAGGGCUCCCUCGACGUUCUAGACAACGAUCUGAGUCGAGAACAGCUCACGGAGGGGGAGGAAAUCGCCCAGGACAUCGAAGGGAAAUUCACAAGCAUGCCUUGCAGCCAGCCUCAACACAAGCUGGAGAUUUUCCACUUGUUCUUCAAAGAUGUGGUGGAGAGGAAGAACAUCAUCGAGGCGACCCACAUGUACGACAACGCGGCGGAAGCCUGCAGCACCACGGAAGAAGUGUUCAACUCUCCCCGGGCCGGCUCCCCUCUUUGCAACUCCAACCUGCAGGAUUCUGAAGAAGACAUUGAGCCUCCCAGCUACAGCCCUUUCAGAGACGACGGCUCCAUGGCCACCUUGUCCAAAGACCUUUCCAAGCUCUCCAUGGAACUGGAGGGCAACGACGGGCUUUCGGUCUUCUCUGUGAUGAGCACUUUCGAAAGCAAACUGAACAACAAAGUACCUCCACCCGUGAAACCAAAGCCCGCUGUCCAUUUUGAUAUCACCAAGGGAGAUCUCGCUUACUUGGAGCAAGGACACCGAGACGGACAACGGAAACCGGUCUCCUCCAGUAGCUGGCCACCAACCGACGGCUUUGACCCUUCGGAUUAUGCCGAACCCAUGGACGCCGUGGUCAAACCCAGGAACGAGGAGGAGAACAUCUACUCUGUGCCUCACGACAGCACCCAAGGCAAAAUCAUCACCAUUCGGAACAUCAACAAAACCCAGUCCAACGGUAGCGGCAACGGGUCAGACAGCGAAAUGGACACCAGCUCCUUAGAGCGGGGGCGCAAGGUGUCGCUAACUAGCAAACCGGUGCUGUAUCGAACCCGAUGCACGAGACUUGGGCGAUUUGCCAGUUUCAGGACCAGUUUCAGUAUAGGGAGCGAUGAUGAGUUGGGGCCCAUUAGGAAGAAAGAAGAGGAUCAGACGUCCCAAGGCUAUAAAGGAGAUAACGCUGUAAUUCCCUACGAGACUACUGAUGAAGACCCCAGGAAAAGAAAUAUCUUGCGUAGCUUGAGGAGGACCACCAAGAAACCAAAGCCUAAGCCUCGACCAUCAAUCACAAAGACUACAUGGGAGAGCAACUAUUUUGGGGUGCCUUUGACCACUGUAGUGACCCCAGAGAAGCCCAUUCCCAUUUUUAUUGAGAGAUGCAUUGAAUACAUUGAAGCAACAGGGUUGAGUACCGAAGGGAUCUACCGGGUGAGUGGAAACAAAUCUGAAAUGGAAAGUUUACAGCGGCAAUUUGACCAAGAUCAUAACCUGGACUUUGCUGAGAAGGAUUUCACUGUGAAUGCUGUAGCUGGAGCCAUGAAGAGCUUCUUCUCGGAGCUACCGGAUCCCCUGGUGCCCUACAACAUGCAGAUCGAGCUGGUGGAGGCCCACAAGAUUAACGACCGGGAGCAGAAGCUGCACGCCCUUAAAGAGGUCCUGAAGAAAUUCCCCAAGGAGAACCACGAGGUCUUCAGAUAUGUGAUCUCUCAUUUGAACAAAGUGAGCCACAACAACCGCACCAACCUGAUGACCAGUGAGAACCUCUCCAUCUGCUUCUGGCCCACCCUGAUGCGACCUGACUUCAGCACCAUGGACGCCCUGACCGCCACCCGCAUCUACCAGACAAUCAUCGAACUCUUCAUCCAGCAGUGCGCUUUCUUCUUCUACAGCCGGCCCAUCACCGAGCUCCCCGGCGCCACCCCCAACUCCCCCUCGGCCCUCCCCGUCUGCGCCCCGUUCCUCUCCUCCACGCCCGUGAUGGCCCAGCCCUCCCCGCCCCAGACGCCGCCCCCCUCACCCCAGUCGCCCCUGCAGGCCCUGCUCCCGCCGCAGCUCCAGGCCGAGCAGCACACACUGUGA
Molecule: messenger RNA, 4515 nt
Organism: Protobothrops mucrosquamatus (brown spotted pit viper)
Lineage: Eukaryota; Metazoa; Chordata; Lepidosauria; Squamata; Viperidae
Gene: ARHGAP35
Product: Rho GTPase activating protein 35
Exons: 6
Coding region: 1-4515 (1504 amino acids)
Biological process (GO): signal transduction
Molecular function (GO): GTP binding; GTPase activity
Source: RefSeq, a predicted model, not a curated record